Molecule: messenger RNA, 2185 nt
Organism: Fimicolochytrium jonesii
Lineage: Eukaryota; Fungi; Chytridiomycota; Chytridiomycetes; Spizellomycetales; Powellomycetaceae
Product: major facilitator superfamily domain-containing protein
Exons: 7
Coding region: 362-2059 (565 amino acids)
Biological process (GO): transmembrane transport
Cellular component (GO): membrane
Molecular function (GO): transmembrane transporter activity
Source: RefSeq, a predicted model, not a curated record
UACACUAGACGACCCGGGCGCUACUUUCUCCAGCCACUCAUCCGCACUGCUCCCAGACUCCGAGCCAGAUGGUGAUCUAGACCUCUUGCCCUUCGUCUCCUUCCGGUGCUUCUUGUCCUUCUCGUCGCGACCAUCCUUCUUCUUAUGCUUCUUCUUGUGCCUGUCGCUUUUGUCCUUGCCCUUCCGGUCGUGGUCCUUAUGCUUUCCCAUAGUGCCGAGGCUCUCCUUUCCUGCUCCGAAUUCAGACCCUUCUUGGAGAGCUCUGAAAAGGACCAAUUCCCAAUGAGCUCACGCGUGGGAGCCUUCCAAUACUUCCUGCUCCGCAAACCACUUAGCUCCGCGCUCCAGCGCUCCAGAAAGGAUGCCCCUCCUCUCACCCACCACCCAGGCCGCCCGGCCGCCUCGUACGCUCCCCCAGCUGCUCCGCGCCCGGAAUGUCUCGUUCGCAGCGUCUCUGCUUUCCAUGGUAUGCGGAGGAACACUAUAUCUCUUCUCGGCUUACAGUACAACACUGGGAUACACGCAGACGCAGACAAACCUGAUAGCAAGUAGCGGCGGGCUCGGGAUAUAUCUCUCAGCUCCGAUCAUGGGCGCUUUGACGGAUAGAUAUGGACCGAGACGGACUGCGACGCUGUCUGCGUUUUGUCUGUUUUCGGGAUAUGGAUGCAUGGCAUUGGCGUAUAGGGCGUCUCUGUCUGCGGCGUUGAUGGCGAUCUGUUACGCAUCUGUGGGACUCGGGUCUGCGGCGGGCUAUAACGCAGCUUUAACAACAAACGUUCGCAACUUCGACCCACGCAUGCACGGCCUAGUCGUCGGAACAUCCGUUUCCCUCUUCGGCCUGUCAGCCUUCAUCUUCUCCCAACUCAGCAAACUAUUCUACUAUCCGGUCGCUCAGCAUUCAGAGGCCGUGGGAUCCAGUAGCGGUCCGACAGCCAUCGACACUUUUGGGUUCCUGCUUUUCCUGGCUCUCGCGACUGGCGGGGCAAACCUGGUCGCUUCGAUGGGGUUGCAGGACGUGUCGAAAGAGCUUGGGAGGGCUGUAGUCGGGACGAUAAGCCCUGGGUCUAUGGGGAAUAACUCGACAGAAUCCAGCGUCCUCAUCGGGGAAGAAGACAGGCAAAGCGACUCAGAGCCAGACGACGAAGGAGCAGCCGCAGCCGAGGUGACAACCGCACCCACCUCCCUCUUCCACCGCCCCGACGCCUGGAUCCUCUGGCUCGCCUUCCUCAGCCUCAGCGGCACCGGCCUCAUGUACAUCAACAAUAUCGGCGCAAUCAUCCUCGCCCUCUCCCCGCCGCACACCACCACCACCCUCCUCCCCCGCGCCGUCGUAACCAACUCAAUCGCAUCAACCCAAGCCCACCACGUCUCCCUCAUCUCCAUCUUUAACUGUCUCGGCCGUAUCACCACCGGCGUAGCAUCCGACGCCGCAUAUUCCCGGUACGCUACCCCCCGGCUUGUCUUUUUGCUGGGUGCAGCGGGGGUCAUGUUUGUCGCGCAGGUGGUCGUCACAUUCCUACCGGAAUCCAUCACCUUGUCAACAUCAACAGCUACGCUUAUACCCCCAACACACCUCCUAACCCUCGCAACCACUCUGGUCGGCUUCUCCUACGGCUCCCUCUUUUCCACCGCCCCCGUGAUCGUCUCCAAAUGGUUCGGGGUAGCCGGGUUUGGAACCCAUUGGGGUUGGUUCCAGUGGGGGCCGGCUGUCGGCGGGCAGGUGCUGAAUAUGGUUUUUGGGGUGGUUAUGGAUUCGAGGACGCCGAAAUCUGCCGAUCAUGCUGAUGGGACACACAAUACAUCGAAGCAGCACCCGCAGUGUACAGGAACCCACUGUUUCCGCCCGGCAUUCAUCCUCUCUGCCUCCCUCACGGCGUUUGCGAUUGGGUGUUUGGUUGUGUUGUGCGUUAGGAAACCGUGGGCGGCGCAGGGGUAUGAUGCUGUGCCCGCGAGGAGGGGGAGGAGGGAUGGGGGGAAUGAGGUGGAUGCUGGGGGAGUGGAUAGGCGUAGUGGGGGGAGGAUUAGGCGUAUUGUUGGGGAGGAGGUUCCUGAGGGGUGAGGGCGAGUGAAGAAAGCUGGUGAUCAUGUCCAUAUCUUUGUGGAUGUCCUUUGAGUUUUGAUGAAUGUGAAUUAUUUCUGACCCUUGAGCCCCGAGAAAGAAAACCCACAAUAUGAGACUGAAAAG